Molecule: messenger RNA, 2565 nt
Organism: Lates calcarifer (barramundi perch)
Lineage: Eukaryota; Metazoa; Chordata; Actinopteri; Centropomidae
Gene: btk
Product: Bruton agammaglobulinemia tyrosine kinase
Exons: 18
Coding region: 362-2272 (636 amino acids)
Biological process (GO): intracellular signal transduction; peptidyl-tyrosine autophosphorylation; B cell receptor signaling pathway
Molecular function (GO): protein binding; non-membrane spanning protein tyrosine kinase activity; ATP binding
Source: RefSeq, a predicted model, not a curated record
GGCUGGUACAUUAGCGUGUUGGCUAUCCAUUAUCAGAGUUUAUUGACCUCUGCUCAACUUAGUGAUAUGAGAAAACACUGGGUUGCGACGAAUGAGGAAUGAGUAAACAAUGUUUCAUAGAAUAGGGAACACUGCUGUCUGUUCAUGACGGCACAAACAAAACCAAUAGGUAUUGUCACUGCAGUGUGAAGAAAUGUCACACUCCUGGUUAGCAGGGAGUGACAGAAGCUUCUGGUAGCGUUACAGUUCAUAUGAUAGAAGGAAGUGCUCACAAGCUGAAAAUAGGCUGAGCUGACAUACAUCUUACAGAGACUCAUAGUGAGCAUUCAGCUGUGAGAAAAGGGUUAAUUCUGACUGAAUCAUGUCAGACAGUAUACUAGAAGAAAUCUUCAUUAAACGAUCUCAGCAGAAGAAGAAGACGUCCCCUUUGAACUACAAAGAGAGAUGGUUUGUUCUCACUCAUGAGAAAAUAGCCUACUAUGAUUUUGAUCCUGACAAAGGGAAGCGAAAGGGUUUGAGAGGAUCAGUUGACCUUGAGAAGAUCAAGUGUGUAGAGACGGUCCAGCCAGAGCCCAAUUCCCCGCAUGAGCGCAUGUAUGCUUUCCAGGUCAUCUAUGAUGAAGGGCCGCUGUACAUCUUUGCAAAGAAUGAUGAUAUUCGGGCUCAAUGGAUAAAGAAGUUGAAAGAAAUGGUGCGCUUCAACAAGGAUCUGAUGCAGAAAUACCAUCCUUGUUUCUGGGUCGACGGGGUGUGGCUGUGCUGCCAGCAGGAAGUUAAACAAGCUAUGGGUUGCAAGGUGUUGGAUAGUAAGAAUGGCUUUACAUCUAAACCCUCUCGGCGAAGGGGAUCCAGGAAACCUCUUCCUCCCACCCCAACAGAGGAGAAGCCUGGUCGGCCAUUACCUCCACAGCCUCCUCCGCCACCUCCCCCUUCUGCAGGCAUGACUGUCAUAGCUGAGUAUAAUUACACACCUAUGACAGAACAAGACCUGGAGCUGAGGAAAGAUGAGGAGUACACCAUCCUGGAGAUGGCUGACACAAACUGGUGGAGAGCCCGAGACAAAUAUGGCAAAGAAGGAUACAUACCUAGUAAUUAUGUUGUGGAAGCUGGAAAUGGGCUCGAAAGAUUUGACUGGUACUGCAAGAAUAUGCACCGUAGCCAGGCAGAGGAGCUGUUAAAGAGUGAGAACAAAGAUGGCGGCUUCUUGGUACGAGACUCAAGCAAGGCGGGGAAAUACACCGUGUCUUUGUUCAGUAAGGGAGGCGGGGAAACAGGUGGAAGCUGCAGACAUUAUAACAUCUGCACCACCCCACAGGGCCAGUUUUAUCUUGCAGAGAAGCACAAUUUCAGCACCAUCCCAGAACUCAUCAACUACCACCAGCACAAUUCAGCAGGUAUGGUUAGCAGGCUGAAAUACAUUGUAUCUAACCGGACGCAGCCUCCAUCAACAGCAGGGCUUGGCUAUGGUGUGUGGGAGAUUGACCCCCGUUACCUCACCUUCAUCAAAGAGUUGGGCACUGGUCAGUUCGGAGUGGUGAAGUAUGGGAAAUGGCAGGGCCAGCACGACGUGGCCAUUAAGAUGAUUAAAGAGGGCUCUAUGUCUGAAGAUGAUUUCAUAGAAGAGGCCAAAACCAUGAUGAAGCUUCGCCAUGAGAACCUGGUCCAGCUGUACGGCGUCUGCACCAAACAAAGACCCAUUUACAUAGUAACUGAGUUCCUUUCGAACGGCUGCUUGCUGACUUACCUCAGAGAGGGCCUGAAGCAGCACCCGACAACUGUCCAGCUCCUAGAGAUGUGUAAAGACGUCUCUGAGGGCAUGGCAUAUCUUGAGUCAAACCAGUACAUCCACAGAGACCUGGCUGCGAGGAACUGUUUAGUAGAUGGCAAUGGUACUGUUAAAGUGACUGACUUUGGACUGUCAAGGUAUGUCUUAGACGAUGAAUACACAAGCUCAGCAGGUUCCAAGUUCCCUGUUCGCUGGUCGCCUCCUGAGGUCCUCCUCUACUGCAAAUUCAGCAGCAAGUCAGACAUCUGGGCAUAUGGGGUUCUUAUGUGGGAGGUCUACACUUUGGGGCGGCUUCCAUAUGAACGCCUAAACAACACAGAAAUAGUGGAACAAGUGUCCAGAGGCCUGCGCCUCUACCGCCCCCAGCUGGCCAAUGAAAGGGUCUACAGCAUUAUGACAAGCUGUUGGUUUGACAAACCAGAUGAGAGACCCACCUUUCAAGAGCUGGCAAUGACUGUUCAGGAUUUGCUGUAUGAGCUGCAGUAGACCUCAAAAUAAUCCACACCAUCACACACAGACAGAUCACUCUGAUCCCCACAGAGCAACAUCUCCAAAUGUCCCUGGGAAGUUAACACAAUGAAAAGAACAGUUAACAACUUGAACAUGAGACAUCACAGCCACACUGCAGUCCUCUCUAAUGUGAAUAUGUGUAAUGUGAAUGUCACAAUAACUCAGUGCUUAGAAUAGCUUGCCUAUCACGUAAGUACAGUCCUAUAGAUCAGCAUUUAAAAUGUGUAUAUUUUAUUGAAGGUUAUUGGAUUAAAAAAUAUUGUAUCUGU